CGUUUGCCUCCUGCCUCCUGCCCCAAACCAGCUGGACCAGCUCUCCCGGUGCCCGCCUGCAGCCCCCCCCCCCUUCGUGCCAGCCAAGUCACAGCCUCCAGGGCACCUUCAAGCAAACGGGUGGGGGGUCCUGAUCUUGGAGACCCAAAGGAAGGUGGGCUUCCAGGCAGAGAUGGCCCUGCAGAGCCAGAUGUGGUCUCCGGCCACACCCACGCCCAUGGCCGAGAGCUCCCUCUAUCGGCAGCGGCUAGAGGUCAUUGCUGAGAAGCGGCGGCUGCAGGAGGAGAUCCGCGCCGCGCGCCGGGAGCUGGAAGAGGAGAAACUCCGCGUGGAGCGGCUCAAGAGGAAGUCUCUCCGGGAGCGUUGGCUCAUGGACGGGGCAGCUGAGGAGCCGGAGCAGCAGGAGGACUCCACCUCUAAAGACCCCCAGUCACCUGAGGGCCAGGCUCAGGCCCGAAUCCGCAACUUGGAAGACAGCUUGUUCACACUCCAAUCCCAGCUGCAGCUGUUGCAAAGUGCAUCCACAGGUGCCCAGCACAAGUCCCCCGGCAGGCCCACCUGGCGCAGACAGGGUCAUCGACCUCUCUCCCAGCCUACCGUGGAGGCAGGUCCCACAGGCCACACUGAUCUGAGCAGGAGAGCCUCCCUCCCAGCUGGACCAGUGGACACCUCCCCAGAGUCCCCCUCUGAGCCCAGAGAUGAGGCUGUCAGGGUUCCACCCACCCUGAGGCUGUUCCCUGGGGCAGCAGGGGCCUCCUCAGAAGCCAACGGCCCCUGCCCUGGACCCAGCCCCGCUGCAGAACAGGGGCCGAGUCAGGGGCUGGCAGCAUCUGAGGGGGGCGUGGGUGAGGCCAAAGGAAGGGGCGUGGUGGAGGUGGUAUGGGAGGGGCUGAGGGCCACAGAGGACUGUGCCGCGGAGGCCACAGGCCCAGAGCUGGAGGCUAAGGUGGAGGAAAUGGUGCUGGAGGCCAUUGGGGACAGGCAGGAAGCUGCCUGCCCAGAGCCCCCGUCCUGGGUGAAGGAGGACAGGGGCAUCGUGGAGGUGGUCUGGGAGGGGGUGGGAGGGCCGGAGAGCAGCGACUCCGAGGCCACAGGGGAGGGGGGCAGGGGCCAGAAGGCCGCGCAGACCAGCUCCCCGAGGCUCCAGGUGAGGCUAGAGGGAGCAGCUCCUGGAGAAGGCGGCGUCCCCAGGGGCAGCUCUGACGGUGAUGGGCCAGGGGGCUCUGGAGGAGAGGAGGGGUCCUUCAUUUGGGUGGAGAGGGUGACCCUCAGCGAAGAGUGGGAGGAGCUGGGGGAGGAGCUGGUCGUGGAGGGGUUGGAAGGGCCAAGGGCACGGGGAAGCGGGGGAGGGCCUGAGAGUCCGCUGGGGGUGGAGAGGGGGGCAGGGGAGGAUGCCUGGGGGGCGGGAAGGAGCCAGGCAGAGGAACCGGUGGAGUCAGUGGGCGAAGGAAAGAAGGGGACUGAGGAAGAGGCAGGGGCAGACGGGUCUCUGGUGGGGGAGAGGGGGGGGAGCGAGGGCUCUUUGGAGCCAGAGAGGGGAGGAGGGGAGGAAAAGCUGAGGCCAGAGAGGAAAGCAGUUGAGGAACCACUGUCAGCCGCAAGAAAGGCAGUCGAGGGACCUUUGAGGGCAGAGAGGGAAAGAGGUGAGGGGCCGUUGCGAGUAGAGCAGAAAGAAGGUGAAGAAAAACUAGAGGCGAGCGAAGAACCAUUGGUGACAGAGGGAAAGGAAGGCGAGAAAUCACUGGAGGCAGAGGAAGGAGGAGGUGAGGCGCCAUCGGAGGCAGAGAGAACAGGAGGUAAGGCACUAUCGGGAGCUGAGAAAGGAGGUGAGGCGCCAUCGGAGGCAGAGAGAACAGGAGGUGAGGCACUAGGGGGGGCAGAGGAAGGAGGAGGUGAGGCGCCAUUGGAGGCAGAGGAAGGAGGAGGUGAGGCGCCGUCGGAAGCAGAGAGAGGAGGGGAGGCGUCACUGAAGGCAGAGGAGACUGACGUGGUUGAAGAUCAUCUGAGUCCAGAAGAGCAGAGAGAGUCCGGAGGAGGAAAGGAAUGUCAGGCAGAGGAGGUGAGUGAGGCAGGGGCUUCCUUGGGGGCCAAGGAGGAGUCAAGGCCGGAAGAGGAAGGACCACAGCCCCAGGAGAAGCAGGAAGGCUCCCUGGAGGAAGAAUCUGUAAGGCCCCAAACCCCUGCUGAGGGCCAGGGCCCCUCAGGGGACGCCACCACCCCCCUCCUGGCUGAGACCCCAGCUCCAGAGCAGCCUGCCGAGUGCCAGCCACUGCUUCAGGUGGAAGGGCCCAGGGCCAACCCUAGUGCCCGCCCUGUGCCCACCUAUGCACCUGCCCGGCAGCCCGAGCCACCUGCCCCUCCCGAGGGUGAAGAGGCAAGUGGCCCUAAGCGAAAGACGUGCCAGUGUUGUGUGGUCAUGUGAGCCCACACCCUCCACCCCACGCCCGGCUCCUCUCACAGCUACCUCGGCCUCUUGGCAUCCAGCAGCGGGUCCCGGGCACAGACAGGGCACCACGGGACCGGCUGUGGCAACUGGGAGCCAGCUGGCCUGCUCGUCCACCUCCACCUGGGCUUCAGGACCCCUCGCCCACUGCCUGUGACCCCGGCUCCCUUCUACGAAAAGCCUUUAUACUUGAAAAUAAAAACGUUACAGCAUUCGGA
Molecule: messenger RNA, 2661 nt
Organism: Neofelis nebulosa (Clouded leopard)
Lineage: Eukaryota; Metazoa; Chordata; Mammalia; Carnivora; Felidae
Gene: PALM3
Product: paralemmin 3
Exons: 7
Coding region: 173-2422 (749 amino acids)
Biological process (GO): response to lipopolysaccharide; negative regulation of cytokine-mediated signaling pathway; regulation of cell shape
Cellular component (GO): membrane
Source: RefSeq, a predicted model, not a curated record